Molecule: messenger RNA, 1470 nt
Organism: Exophiala viscosa
Lineage: Eukaryota; Fungi; Ascomycota; Eurotiomycetes; Chaetothyriales; Herpotrichiellaceae
Product: Alpha/Beta hydrolase protein
Exons: 1
Coding region: 253-1458 (401 amino acids)
Biological process (GO): phosphatidylserine catabolic process; monoacylglycerol catabolic process
Cellular component (GO): endoplasmic reticulum membrane
Molecular function (GO): monoacylglycerol lipase activity; phosphatidylcholine lysophospholipase A1 activity
Source: RefSeq, a predicted model, not a curated record
GUUGGGGUCGAGUUUAGCCGCCAACGAGAGCGAUACGAUGCCUUGUAGUAUCUACGUGCAGUAGUUCGGCAAUGCUGAAACAAAUUUGCUGCUUCAAUUCAUCACAUGCAACUGGCGGCAAGACAACAUGCAGCUCAAAAGUACUUUCCAUUGCCGCAAUUGCGCUUGUCCUAGAAUUUCAGUGUCGCUGAUGUUGCGUUUGAGUUGAGCAACUUCGCGUCAGCCGAAUUAAAGAAUAAACAAUAAAUAAAGAUGCCGUCACUCUCGGCACUACUCAAACCUCUUGCAAUCACCAUAACAGCCUCCGUUGGCCUCUAUCUCACGUUCCUUGGACUCCUCACAAUCCAAUCCCUCCAAGAUCAUGUAAUAUACCUACACCGAGUGACCUUGACCUGGUUCCAAGAUGUCAAUGUACCCGAACAAUGGGGCUUCCUCCGAAACCAAGUCACGCCCUUCCAUCUCCUAACACCUGACGGCGAGACUCUCCAUGCGUGGCACGUACUGCCGCUCGAAGCGUACCGAAGAAAUGAGAAUGCUCUGAGAAAAGAGCCUGCGGGUCUUUGUCACGAUAUCACAGAAAGACUGGCCUUCAAGCUACUUAAAGACGAUCCAAGUUCGCAGCUGGUCAUAUAUCUACACGGAGCAGCUGGGACCCUUGGGUCAGGCUGGCGGCCACAGAGUUACCGCGCUAUUUCUGCAGCCGCGGGAAAUGUUCACAUCAUCGCAAUUGACUAUCGCGGAUUCGGCUCGAGUACCGGGUGGCCCAGUGAGGCUGGGUUACUGACUGACGCCCUUACGCUUGCCGAGUUUGCUAUGAAAACAGCAGGCAUCCUUCCAGAACGCAUUGUGCUCUUUGGACAGUCGCUUGGUACCGCAGUCAGCAUAUCUCUUGCACACCAUCUAGCUCUACAGUCUCCUCCUGUUCUCUUCGCAGGGAUUGUGCUUGUGGCACCCUUUGCGAAUGUUGAGCUCCUAACCCAAACCUAUAGCGUCGCUGGCACAAUGCCGUUACUAGCGCCAGUAGGUAAGAUUCCAGGAGCACUAGCCUUCUUCAACAGGUUCAUCGUGAGCAAGUGGCCGUCAAAAGACAAACUUGCAGCGCUCAUUCGUCAUGUCGAGGCGCUCAAACUGCCCGAGCGGCCGACCAAGUACGACAUCACGCUCAUACACGCGGAAGACGACUAUGACAUUCCAUGGGUGCAUUCGGAAGUUGUGUUCUGGCACGCCGUCAACGCGACCCGUGAUACCGGCAGCAGUCUGACUUUCGAGGACCUGGAAAAGGUGAAGAACGAGACAAAGUUAGGCCUCGGUGCUGGAGGGUGGGAGGUAGAGUGGUCAUCUACAGGUGGAGUGGUACGAGAACAGAUUGUGAAGCAUGGCCUCCAUGAUCGGAUCAUGAGUUAUCCAGUCGUAAGUCUGGCGGUUGCGAGGGCAUUUCAUAGUCAGGACAGUUCAUAACCAACGGGUGAU